GCCUUUUGUUAGGACAACUACUGCAAACAACUGCUAAGAGAAGGUACCGCGAUUAAUACCCCAGACGUGAUUAGUUGAGUCCCACCAUGAGAAACGGCGGCCCCACAAUCGCGUUGCUGCUGAUCUUCGGCGCGUUUCUGCUAGCAGCGCAGCCAUCCAGAGGCGCACCACGCCAGUGGUGGCGUAACGGUGCCGAGUCCCAGCCUUUUGCGGCGCCCGCCAGAGGCAACGCGGGCAAAUUCCAGGCGCCAGACACCCGCCGGUUCUGCCGUGUACAUCGUGCGCCUGAGCACGGCGCCCCCCCUCUCCGAAUACCGCGGCGGAAUUGCGGGGUACCCCGCCACUGCCACGUGGGACGACGGCAGCGACGAGGAGGAGAACGACGACGACCGCGUGCCGGAGAUGCUUCUCGCGGCCGAAGAUUCCGGCGCAGCAGGCGGCGAAUCCGAGUCAGAGCCCGAGUCCGUCGACUUGGACGACACCAACGCCGAUCAGCACUUCCCCAACGCAACUGCGCCAGCGCCAGCAGAUGCGGCGCCUGAAACCAGUUCGACUUCCAGCGCACGCGGUGGUCGUGGGAAUGGUGGUGGUAGCAGCAGCGGCAGCGGCGGGUGCGCGCGGCACAGGCUGCAUCUGAGCAUGGACCGCCCCCAGGUGGCAGCGUUCGCGUCGCUGCUGCAGCGGCAGCAGGCGCAGGUGGCAUCUGAGGCGGGCCGUGGGCGACGGCGACCUGCUGUACAGCUUCAAGCACACGUCCAACGGCUUCGCCGCGCGCCUCACCCCGCGCCAGGCGUGGCGCCUGCAGCGCCAUCCCGCCGUGGCGUCCGUGCGCCGCAGCCGCGUGUUCCAGCGGCGGACCAGCGACUCGCCCAAGUUCCUGGGGCUCCCCGGAAAGGUGUGGCCCGCCGUGGGCGGAUAGAGCAAGGCGGGCGACGGCACGGUGGUGGGGAUCAUCGACACGGGCAUCUGGCCCGACACCCCUCGUUCUCCGACAAGGGGUUUAGUUCGAACUUCCCCUCUGGGUGGAAGGGUAAAUGCGAGCAGUCCAACUCCGGGCCAGCGGCAAGCCCGCGCUGGGCGAACGACUGGCUCACGCCACGAGACGCGGACGGGCAUGGCACGUGGUGCGCGGGCGCGGCGGCGGGGAGCCCGGUGGGGCUGCAGGGCGGCGGGCAGGUGAGCGGCAUGGCGCCGGCUGCGCGGAUCGCGGCGUACAAGGUGUUCUGGACGGACCGCAGCAGCGGGGAAAUGUAUGCGGACGAGUCAGACAUCAUCGCAGCCGUCAAUCAGGGCGUGGCGGACGGCGUGGAUGUGCUGUCGCUGUCCCUGGGGGGCAUGGAUCCCAACGACAACUAUUUCAACGACCUGGCUUUUAUGCGGGCCAACGCUGCCGGGGUGUUCAUUGCCUUUGCUGCUGGUAAUGCUGGCGCUCCGGGCCAGUCACAGGGGGGUGGUUACCGCACGGUGGACAACUUCGCACCCUUCUUUCUGACUGUGGGCGCCAGCACCAUCGCACGGGGAGCGUCCCUAGCUUCGGCAGCAGCAGCAGCCGGCACUCAGUCGCUCCCCCUCAAUGCCAUUGCCGGCGCCGCCAGCACCAACAGCACUGUCAACUGCAACGGCACUGGCAGCGGCAACAGCACAGGCAACGGCACCAUGCCAGGUGAUGGCAGCGGCACCACUUUCACUGCCGACGGAGGUAUCACCUUCGCCACCUCCUCCUCCUCCGCCCCGGUGGUUGCUGACUUCUCGUCCCGCGGCCCCCUCAUACCGCCCUCUGCCACGGCCCAGCCCCCCCAACCAGGCAACGCCAUCCUCAAGCCCGACAUCAUCGGCCCCGGCGUGGACCUCCUAGCCGCCGCUCCUGGGAAGAAAAUCGGCGACCCCGGCGCCCUCGCCCGCCUCUCGGGUACUUCCAUGGCCACCCCUCAUUUGGCGGGGCUGGCCGCGUUAAUUAUCCAGAAAUUCCCCAACUGGAGCCCGGCGCAGGUGAUGUCGGCGAUGAUGACGACGGCGCGGGUGACUGACACGAGCAGCAGCCCCAUCAAGAGCUCCACUGGCGGGGAUGCCACCCCCUGGGAGAUGGGGGCAGGCCAUGUGUUCCCCCUGCCAUGCUCAACCCCGGCCUCACCUACGACGCCCGAGACAAAGACUACCAGAAUUUCCUGGCCGGGCAGGAUCUGACCCGGGCGAAAAAGGAGUUCCCAGGGGUGUCCCUCUCCCCCCUGGCUGUGCGCAAUCUCAACCUUCCCACCAUUACUCUACCGCGCCUGCAGGGCUCGAUUCAGGUGACUCGCACGGUCACCAAUGUGGGAGGGGCCCAGUCCACAUACAGUGUAUCUGGGAAGGCGCCAGCAGGGGUGAAGGUGACAGUGGCGCCUAAGAGCCUCACGGUUGGUGCCGGGCAGAAGGCGAGUUAUACUCUGACGUUCACUGUGGAUACACCCAGCAAGGACUUCAAGUACGGGUAUAUAGUGUGGGCGGAUGACCAGGGCCACAGCGUGCGGUCCCCCUCGUGGUGCAGCCACUCUCGCGCUAAAGGGGGAGAGGGUGAGUGCUUGCUGCUCUUGCAGUAAGGGCAUGGGUGCUGUGCGGUGCUGUCCUGGCUGCUAGUGGUGCGGCUGAUGCUACGGCUGGGAGCGUGUAGUGGGUCAUUGGUCGAAAUGUGAUGGAUGGACACGGGGGUUCAGCCAGGCAAGGGCAAGGGUUGGUUCGUGCUGGCAGCCUCACAUGUUACAGGGAUGACCUCCGUCCCUGGCCACGUGAAGACCCUGCUUUUAGGCUCCAGCCGGUUGAGGCUAUUGCCUACAUGUUAGGAUGCGACCGUACCACCUGUAUACAUGGUGCCAUUAU
This is a messenger RNA of Closterium sp. NIES-67, 2853 nucleotides long. NCBI's taxonomy places the organism in Eukaryota, Viridiplantae, Streptophyta, Zygnematophyceae, Desmidiales, Closteriaceae. The record is from the annotation of a GenBank genome assembly.